UGGCGCGCGGGUAGGGGCGGACCGUGAUCCAAGCCCAACGCGAGGGCGGCGCCCAGGGAUUCAAGCCGCGAAGAAGAGCAGGGCAGCUGGCCUGGAGCUUAGAGCCGGGGCGUUUGCCAUGGCCCCACACUGGGCUGUCUGGCUGCUGGCAGUGGGGCUGUGGGGCCUGGGCAUUGGGGCUGAGGUGUGGUGGAACCUGGUGCCCCGGAAGACGGUAUCUUCUGGGGAGUUGGCCACAGUAGUGCGGCGGUUCUCCCAAACGGGCAUCCAGGACUUCCUGACAUUGACCCUGACUGAGCAGACAGGACUUCUGUAUGUGGGGGCCCGGGAGGCCCUGUUUGCCUUCAGCGUGGAGGCGCUGGAGCUGCAAGGAGCGAUCUCGUGGGAGGCACCAGCUGAGAAGAAGGCCGAGUGUAUCCAGAAAGGGAAGAGUAACCAGACGGAGUGUUUCAACUUUAUCCGCUUCCUGCAGCCCUACAACACAUCCCACCUGUACGUCUGUGGUACCUACGCCUUCCAGCCCAAAUGCACCUACAUCGACAUGCUUACCUUCACUUUGGAGCGUGGAGAGUUUGAGGAUGGGAAGGGGAAAUGUCCCUAUGACCCAGCCAAGGGCCACACUGGCCUCCUUGUGGAUGGCGAGCUGUACUCGGCCACGCUCAACAACUUCCUAGGUACAGAGCCUGUUAUCCUGCGCAACAUGGGCCCUCACCACUCCAUGAAGACAGAAUACCUGGCCUUCUGGCUCAAUGAACCUCAUUUUGUAGGCUCUGCCUACAUACCAGAGAGUGUGGGCAGCUUCACAGGGGACGAUGACAAGGUCUACUUCUUCUUCAGUGAGCGGGCAGUGGAGUAUGAUUGCUAUGCGGAACAGGUGGUGGCUCGGGUAGCCCGAGUCUGCAAGGGCGACAUGGGGGGUGCACGGACCCUGCAGAGGAAGUGGACCACGUUCCUGAAGGCGAGGCUGGUGUGCUCUGCCCCCGACUGGCAGCUCUACUUCAACCAACUGCAGGCACUGCACACCCUGCAGGAUGCCUCUUGGCACAACACCACCUUCUUUGGGGUUUUUCGUGCACGAUGGGGCGAUGUGGACCUGUCAGCAGUCUGCGAGUACCAGUUGGAAGAGAUCCAGAGGGUAUUUGAGGGUCCCUACAAGGAGUACCGUGAGCAAGCCCAGAAGUGGGGCCGCUAUACUGACCCAGUACCCAGCCCACGGCCAGGCUCGUGCAUCAACAACUGGCACCGACGCCAUGGCUAUACCAGUUCUCUAGAGCUGCCUGAUAACACCCUCAACUUCAUCAAGAAGCACCCACUGAUGGAGGAGCAAGUAGGGCCUCGGUGGGGCCGGCCCUUGCUUGUGAAGAAGGACACCAACUUCACCCACCUGGUGGCUGACCGGGUUACAGGACUUGAUGGAGCCACCUAUACAGUGCUGUUCAUUGGUACAGGAGACGGCUGGCUGCUUAAGGCUGUGAGCCUGGGGCCCUGGGUCCACCUGAUCGAGGAGCUACAGGUGUUUGACCAGGAGCCUGUGGAAAGCUUGGUCCUAUCCCGGAGCAAGAAGCUUCUCUUUGCAGGCUCCCGCUCUCAGCUGGUUCAGCUGCCCCUGGCUGACUGCAUGAAGUACCGCUCUUGCGCAGACUGCGUCCUCGCUCGGGACCCCUACUGUGCCUGGAGUGUCAACACCAGCCGCUGUGUGACCGUGGGUGGCCACUCUGGGUCCUUGCUGAUCCAGCACGUGACAGUCUCAGACACCUCAGGCAUUUGUAACCUCCGUGGCAAUAAGAAAGUCAGGCUCACACCCAAAAACAUCACCGUGGUGGCAGGCACAGACCUGGUGCUGCCCUGCCGCCUCUCUUCCAAUUUGGCCCAUGCCCGCUGGACUUUUGGGGGCCGGGACCUGCCUGCCGAACAGCCCGGCUCCUUCCUCUAUGAUGCCCGCCUACAGGCCCUGGUUGUGAUGGCCGCCCAGCCCCGCCACGCCGGGGCCUACCACUGCUUUUCAGAGGAGCAGGGGGCGCGGCUGGCUGCUGAAGGCUACCUGGUGGCUGUGGUGGCGGGUCCAUCGGUGACCCUGGAGGCCCGGGCACCCUUGGAAAACCUGGGGCUGGUGUGGCUGGCUGUGGUGGCCCUGGGGGCCGUGUGCCUGGUGCUGCUGCUGCUUGUUUUGUCCCUGCGCCGGCGGCUGCGGGAGGAACUGGAAAAAGGUGCCAAGGCGGCGGAGAGAACCCUGGUGUACCCUCUGGAGCUGCCCAAGGAGCCUACCAGCCCCCCGUUCAGGCCUGGCCCCGAGGCCGAUGAGAAACUCUGGGAUCCUGUUGGCUACUACUACUCGGACGGCUCCCUCAAGAUUGUGCCUGGACACGCUCGGUGCCAGCCCGGGGGCGGGCCCCCUUCUCCACCUCCAGGCAUCCCCGGCCAGCCCCUGCCUUCUCCGACCCGGCUUCACCUGGGGGGCGGGCGGAACUCAAAUGCCAAUGGCUACGUCCGCUUACAGCUGGGAGGGGAGGACCGCGGCGGGCUUGGGCACCCGCUGCCGGAGCUCGCUGAUGAACUGAGGCGCAAGCUGCAGCAGCGCCAGCCGCUGCCGGACUCCAAUCCUGAGGAGUCCUCGGUAUGAGGGGCCCCCACCGCUUCACAGGGGCAGCGUGGGAGGUGCAGCUCCUACUUUUGCACAGGCAUCAGCUACCUCAGGGACAUGGCGCGGGCACCUGCUCGGCCUGGGACAGACCCUGCCCAGCACCCGUCCGGCCAUGAGGACCUGCUCUGCUCAGCACGGGCACUGCCACUUGGUGUGGCUCACCAGGGCACCAGCCUCGCAGAAGGCAUCUUCCUCCUCUCUGUGAGGGGCUGUGAAUCACGGACACAUGGGACCCCAGCAGCCAAAACUUUUCAAGGCAGAAGUUGGAGAUGUGGGUGUGUUUGUAUCUAUAUGUACGUGUAUCUGGGUGUGUGCAUGUGUGUGUGUGCGUGACAUAGUCUUUCUGUUUCUGUGUGUGUGCCUGUGUGUGUGUGUGUGAUAAUCUUCCUUUUUCUGUCAAGUCUUCCCUUGGCCUGGGGGUCCUCCUGGUGAGUCAUUGGAGCUAUGAAGGGGAAGGGGUUGUAUCACUUUGCCUCUCCUACCCCCACCUGUCCCAGUGUGGGGCAGCGAUGUACAUAUGGGGGUGGGCUGGGCAGGGUGCUGUGCUCCUUUUGGGGGGUCCAGGGCUCUGGGGUGGGCCUGGUCCUGCUCCUAGGGCUGUGAAUGUUUUCAGGGUGGGGGGAGGGAGAUGGAUUCUCCUGUGUGUUUGGGGCAAGGGUGGGAGGGGCCUCCCACUUGGCCCUGGGGUUCAGUGGUAUUUUAUACGUGUCCUCCCGAACGGGGCUGGGAAAGGUUGUGUGGGGGGAGGGGGAGGGAGGAGAGAGGGUGGGCAUGCUGUGGAUAUUGCAUAUCCUCUCCCAGCCCUAGGAGGAGGGCUCCUAACAGUGUAACUUAUUGUGUCCCCGCGUAUUUAUUUGUUGUAAAUAUUUGAGUAUUUUUAUAUUGACAAAUAAAAUCGAGAAAACAA
Molecule: messenger RNA, 3548 nt
Organism: Lynx canadensis (Canada lynx)
Lineage: Eukaryota; Metazoa; Chordata; Mammalia; Carnivora; Felidae
Gene: SEMA4C
Product: semaphorin 4C
Exons: 15
Coding region: 119-2620 (833 amino acids)
Biological process (GO): positive regulation of cell migration; semaphorin-plexin signaling pathway; neural crest cell migration
Molecular function (GO): chemorepellent activity; semaphorin receptor binding
Source: RefSeq, a predicted model, not a curated record